Messenger RNA from Cydia strobilella, 2760 nucleotides. Its product is annotated as transcription initiation factor TFIID subunit 7-like. The coding region runs from base 175 to 1386 and encodes 403 amino acids. The record is from RefSeq and is a predicted model, not a curated record. Gene Ontology annotation, biological process: RNA polymerase II preinitiation complex assembly; transcription initiation at RNA polymerase II promoter. NCBI's taxonomy places the organism in Eukaryota, Metazoa, Arthropoda, Insecta, Lepidoptera, Tortricidae. The transcript is spliced from 2 exons. Gene Ontology annotation, cellular component: transcription factor TFIID complex. Gene Ontology annotation, molecular function: RNA polymerase II general transcription initiation factor activity.
GGGGGCAUGGCGGGGGACGCAGAAGCAGAGAAGUGGAAACAAAUCAAUAAUUUUGUAACUUUACGUUAACAACUUAUUGUGCAUGUUUCCUAAACUUAAUUUCAUACAUAUCUAUCAGAACCGUUACAUUGUACAUGAAAUAACUAAGUAUUGGUGUGCCAUUGGGUCAUAAUCAUGAAUAGGGACAAACGGGAACCGGAAUAUCCUGCCGAGUUAGAAUCUCAGUUCAUACUGAGGCUCCCUCCCGAGCCUGCUAAGGUUCUUAGCGAAGUUUUGAAAACUGGAGAUAAUCUCAAAAAUCGUUUGACCAUACAAAUCGAGAACGACAUGCGGCACGGUGAAGUGCGAUUUGACCACUGGCUCAUGCACGCUAAAAUCGUAGAUCUGCCCGCAAUCGUAGAGGCCCUGAAAACUAUAGACAACAAAAGUUUCUACAAAACUGCAGACAUUGCCCAAAUGAUGAUAUGCAAAGAUGAACCUGAUCAACCAGCCACUGAAGAUGAAUCUCCGUCAAAGAAUAAGAGGAAGGACCCAUACAAGGUCGACAAAAAGUUUCUGUGGCCCCAUGGAAUAACUCCUCCAACAAAAAACAUAAGGAAGAGACGUUUCAGAAAAACUUUAAGGAAGAAGUUUGUGGAAGCACCUGAGAUAGAGAAAGAAGUAAAGAGACUGUUGCGAGCUGACAAUGAGGCAGUUAGUGUAACAUGGGAGGUCAUAAAUGAAGAAGAAGAUCAGUCUACUAAACCAGAACCUGGCCCAUCUGUUAGCACCAAGCCCGAAAAGAAGCCUAAAGCUGAGCGGCCACCUAAACGAAGUGAACCAAAAUCAACUGCUCCAAAUCCUGAAUCAUCAAAGCUUGUUGACAUAUUUGGUGGAGCUCUCAGCGACAGUGACUUAGAAGAAGACAACAUUAAUGUGGAGAUGGAGAACUGUCGCUUGUCUCCAUAUGACAGCCGGAUGUUGGAUACUGGAUCCAUGCAUGGAUUGGUGGACAUGCAUAGCAAAGAAACAGAAAGGUUUGAUGCACAAAUGUUUCCAUAUCCUGAAGGUCCUAAGGCAACUUUUAGUCAUGCCUCUACCUCUGGCAUGCAGCAUCACUCUAGCAGCAGAGUUUCAACUGCAUUGUCUGAAGAAGAGGACGGAGACUAUCAGAGCAUGCGUGACAUGAACAAGGACAAUAUGAGCUUCAGAAUUGAACAAGUUAAAGCAGAACUGGAUGAAUUGAAACAACGCCGUCAGCGGACACAACAUGAGAUUGCUGGCAUGGAAAACUUGGCUCUACGACAGCGGUUCCAAGAUAUUCUUCAUACAUUGAAUCAGGAUAUUAUGUAUAAAGACAUGGAGUACCAAGGUCUAUUAACACUUCAAAAUUCUGAGGUGAUAUAAACUGACUUAGAUCUAACAAUCUUAUUAAUGUAUUGAUGUUGUAUUUUAUCUGCACAUAAAUAUCUACUAUGUGCAGGUUCAUUAUUAGUAUUUAAGUAUUUUAUAUAGUUAUAAGUAACGGAACUGAAUUAAAUUGGAAGCUAAUGGAAGUACAGGGAGUCAGCGGAGUGCUAUUUGAAUAACUUUAUAAAUAUACCUUGGUUUCUGUACUAUAUUUGUGUUGAGGAACAAGAUUUCAAUGAUAUGCAAGCUUAUGUCUCUUGUAUUACUGUCACAUUUAAACCGAUUGUUUUUAACACAUUCAAUGCCAGUGACCGGGCAGGUUCUCUGUUUGUAGGCGCUUCUGCUACAUAUGGUUUCUCUCGGGUAAUGAUAUAUUUCCUUAUCAAUGUUAAUUAUAUUAUUAUAUUUUUGGUAAAAAAAUUGAUAUUGUGUAAAGACUAUCUACCUACCUGAAGUUUAAUUAUUUGAUCUCAUUCGUACACUAAAUGGAUUACUAAAUUAUAAACAAAUUACAUCUAUAAAAUAUUUUACAUGUGUACUUUCUUAAGACAUUAUAUAUAUUUUUUCAAUUAUGAGGUAUUUACACAAGUAUCAGUACUUAUUAAAAAUGAAUUAGUUUCUUAUGUCUGCUAUGAAGCAGUGUAAUGAGCUGUUUUAAUUUUAACAUAACUUGAAUUAUUUUAAAAGGUUUUUUCGAAACUAAAAAAAUACUAUACCACCCAAUACGAAUUUGUGAUAUUUUACUGUUAUUGGGGCAUAUAAUGCACUUUAGACUGAAUGCCGGUGAAUGCAAUGAUUUUACAAUUGAUUUAAUGAAAAUUUUAAAAUGUCAUUGUGGUUUACAUAAUUACUAAGUAUAUGUUUACUACUUUUUAUUAAGUCUUUGUUAGGUUAAGUGUUACAGUUAAAUAGUUUAAGUUACUUAACAGUUGCUUAACGACAGUGUAAAACAUUAUAUAUUUCAUUAUUUUUAGAGAUGCAACGGAUAGUUGUUUAUCCGGAUACCGGAUGUUCGGCCUGACCAUUAAUUAAAAAUAAAUAUUCGGCCGGCGGAACUAUACCUACAUUUCAUUUUUUCAGGUGCGUAUUGCGUUAGGUUUUGACCUGUUUCGUAGUGUACGUUCGCACGGACUCAUUACUAGGUUCGAAAUGAGUGCGCGUGUAAGUCAGUGGAAUGUUUAAAUUGUUUUAAAAUAAUAAACGAGAAUAAUUUGCUUGAUUUUGUUUACUCCAAAAUCAAGCAAAAUUACUAUCCGGUAUCCGGCUGGAUAGUAGGUCACAUCCGGUAUCCGGACGGAUAGUACGUCACUAUCCGGUAUCCGGCCGGAUAUUAAAAAUAAGGGCCGGAUACCGGAUAGUGACCGAAUAUCU